UUUUUUUUUAUUAUUCAUUUCUUUUUCUUCAAUAUUGUUAUGAGUGCGAUAAAAAUUGGUUCCUUGCUUGUCAAAACGCUAGCAAAACCUGUUGCAAACUCGAUCAAGACACAAGCAAAGCAACACCCCACUUUUAGAGAAUUUUGUAUGAGUGUAGCUCAGCGAUCGCACCAUUUGGAAAUGACUUUGAAGAUGAAGUUUUUGGGAUAUAAGACAGAAAAGAUUCGACCCUUAAAUGAUGCAAGAGCCAUUGAAAGUGGCGCUAAUUUUCUGAGUGAAGCUUUUGUUUUUAGUGUAGCCGCGUCCAUCAUCAUUGCAGAGAGUUGGAGAUCUCGAGCAAAAGAUAAGAAUCGUCGAAACUAUGUGGAUGAUGCAUUAGAGAAUUUAGAAAACCAAAACAAAAGCUUGACAGAGUUAUUAGAAGAAACACGGCAAUUACAUGCCACAAAUGAAGAAAGAUUAAAACAAAUAGAAGAAGAUAAUAUUCACCUGAGAAAGAUGUUGGAUGAGGUAGGUUGUGGGUAAGAAGAGGGGGAAAUUGACCAGUGGAAUAUAGAUUCUAUCUGUUAGCAUGGGUCUUAAGCGUCAUACAGAAUACCAACAACAACCUACUGUAAUUACAUUGCCAGGAAUCAGCAAUUGAAAUAAAUAAAGAUGUUUUGUAAAUGGGAU
Molecule: messenger RNA, 672 nt
Organism: Gilbertella persicaria
Lineage: Eukaryota; Fungi; Mucoromycota; Mucoromycetes; Mucorales; Choanephoraceae
Product: optic atrophy 3 protein-domain-containing protein
Exons: 5
Coding region: 40-525 (161 amino acids)
Biological process (GO): regulation of lipid metabolic process
Cellular component (GO): mitochondrion
Source: RefSeq, a predicted model, not a curated record